GAAAACUUCCCUGCUAGAAGCAGGCCAAAGUGGCUGAUCGCUUUUAAACUUAAAGUUUUCAGGGUUAUUUAGGGCUUGCUGGCGCUGGCUCUUGCGCGCACCACCUUUGAUUUCCUGUGUCAGCAGGCCAAUGUUGUGUGCUUGAAGGAGGGUGGCUACGUAAAUGGGUGCGAUGGCGGCAGUACGCCCUAAGGCGGCCUCCAUGCUGAAAUGGUCGUCGUGUCGUGAUGCGGUCAUAGGGAUCAAUCGUACCACAGCAGCAUCAGCAUUUGCUGGUAGCAAGGAGGGUCCUUCCUCAUCUUGCUGCCAGCCUGAAGUGUCGACGUCGUAUUCUGAAGGACACCUAUGGUCGAGAGAAGCCCCUGCCUCAGAACGUCCAAGUGCAAAGUCGGUCGCAACAUCUCCUGCGGUGUUCCGGACAGAGCUCCUACCCAGAGGUCUAGUAUUUCACAAGCUGGCGGGGCAUAGGGUUUCGAGCCUGCUGCGGAUAUAUCCUGUUGGGGCGGUCGCUUGCGAGCGGGGAUUCUUUACAACAUCUUGCUCCCAGGAUGGGGUGUCCGGAGGAGGUGAGGCCUCCGCUGUCGCAGUCACCUCAUCCGCUCCCCCAGCUCCAAUAAUUGCAGAAGCCUCUACCUCAGACGAAAGCUUGGGCACGGACAUGACCCCCCGCCAAGUGGUCGAUGCGCUAGACCGUUUCAUCGUGGGGCAAGCGGACGCGAAGCGGGCGGUCGCGGUGGCGCUUCGGAACCGGUGGCGGCGGCACAAGAUCCCGAGCCCCAUGAAGGAGGAGAUUGUGCCGAAGAACAUUCUCAUGAUCGGGCCGACGGGGUGCGGGAAGACGGAGAUCGCGCGGCGGCUGGCAAAACUGGCGGACGCGCCGUUUGUGAAGGUAGAGGCGACGAAGUUCACGGAGGUUGGUUUCCAUGGGCGGGACGUCGAUCAGAUCAUCCGGGACUUGGUAGAGGCGGCAAUCACGCUGCAGAAGCAAAAGGUACGGCAACGGAUUCUGUCGGAGGUAGAGGCGGGCGUGGAGGAGAAGCUGCUUGACCUGUUAGUGGGCGAGAAGGUCGGGGACGCGGCAGACGAUCGGCGAACGCGGGACACGAUACGGGCCUUGUUGCGGGCAGGGAAGAUGGAAAACAAGACCGUGGACAUCAACCUUCCCGCAGGGGGGAUGCGGAUGGCUCUGGACAAUGCUGGGGCCGGGGGCCUCCAGCCAAUCAUGCUGCACGAUUUAAUAGUCAGGGUGGACAAGAUGUUCAAGUCGAACAAGGAGAAGCAGCGCAUGACGGUGGCCGACGCGCGGACCGCCCUCCAGGAGGUGGAACUAGAGAAGCACCUAAAUUCGGACCAGAUCACGAAGGACGCGGUCCAAUCCGCGGAGGCGGACGGCAUCGUGUUCAUUGACGAGAUCGACAAGAUCGUGAUCAGCAGUGACACGAGAUACGGGGCGGAUGCGAGUUCGGAGGGGGUGCAACGGGACUUGUUGCCAAUUAUCGAGGGCAGCGUGGUGGCGACCAAGUACGGGAACGUGAGCACGGACCACAUUCUGUUUGUGUGUAGCGGCGCGUUCCACUCGUGCAAGCCGAGCGACAUGCUGGCGGAGCUACAAGGCAGGCUACCAAUCCGAGUCGAGCUCAAGGGUCUCACGCGAGAUGACCUGUACCGCAUCCUGACGGAACCAGAAGCGAACAUGGUGAAGCAGCAGCAAAUGCUCAUGGCCACGGAAGACAUCACGCUGACGUUUUCGGAGGACGCCAUCGACGAGAUCGCGACCGUCGCGGCGGAGGUCAACAAAUCGCUCGACAACAUUGGCGCGCGGCGGCUGCACACGAUCAUCGAACGAGUAGUGGAAGACAUUAGCUUCAACGCACCCGACAGGGCGGGUCAAGAGUGGGUCAUCACGAGAGAGGACGUCCAAAAAACCGUCGGCGACUUGUUGCACAAAGCGGACUUCUCCAAAUUCGUCCUAUAAGCACGCUCAGUCUCAUGCAGGCAUCGGCCCUGAUAAAGCAAGGGUCUAAAUCUAUUUCCCUGCGUACACUUUUCAACAAUGAACUCAGUUCCUGCUGGCGAAACCAGGCUGCUGG
Klebsormidium nitens is the source of this 2090-nucleotide messenger RNA. The record is from the annotation of a GenBank genome assembly. Lineage: Eukaryota; Viridiplantae; Streptophyta; Klebsormidiophyceae; Klebsormidiales; Klebsormidiaceae.